AUGACCCACAUCGAAGAACUCCCCACGAACGAAACCCAACCCCCAAGCCACACCCCUUCCUACGAGAAGAAUGCCGACGUCGAAGCCCACACCGACCAACCCCAAAUGACCUUCGCCCGCAUGAUGAGCCUCAUCGCCAUGGCGUUCCUCUGGACCGGCUCCCAAAUCCCCGUCUACCUCUUCGGCGGAGUCCCUCCGUACAUCUACGGAGAUAUCGGCGGCACGGAUCGCUGGGUGUGGUUCGUGUUGGCGAAUCUCUUGUCGUUGGCGGCGGUGUGUCCUUUCGUCGGGUCCAUCAGUGAUCUGAUAGGAAGGCGCUGGGUCGCGUUGAUCGGGGCGGGAUUCCUGGUGCUGGGCAUGAUUGUGUGUUCGACUGUGCAUGAUAUGAAUUAUUUCAUCUGCGGGAUGGUGUUCGCUGGGGUUGGGGCGGGUAUCAACGAACUCACCGCCCUCGCCGCAACCUCAGAACUCGCACCCACGAGCAAGCGCGGCGCGUACGUAGCCGUCUUGAUCUUCACCAUCGUACCCUUCGUCCCGAGUGUGAUGUACGGCCAGCUGAUCGCGUACUACUCCUCCUGGCGAUGGCUGGGUCUGAUCUGCGGCAUCUGGGCUUUCCUGGGACUCCUCAUGAUCGCCUUCUUCUACUUCCCUCCGCCUCGUGUCAAUAGCGAGGGGAUGUCCAGACGGCAGGUCCUUGGCCAGAUCGACUAUAUCGGUGGACUGCUGAGUAUUGGCGGCAUGCUUCUUUUCAUGAUGGGCCUUCAAUGGGGCGGCUACCAAUACGACUGGGAUAGCGCCCACGUCCUCGCCCCCUUAAUUCUCGGCGCCGCCAUGCUGGUCGCAUUUGUGAUCUGGGAAGGCUACGCACCAUACCCCAUGUUCCCUUGCCGUCUUCGACAAGAGCCACGGACGAUUGGCCUCUUGCUAGUCAUAACUGCAAUUAGUGGAGCGAAUUUCUUCUCCAUCUUGAUGUUCUGGCCCACGCAAGCCUUCAAUGUAUACGGACACGAUCCCGUUGGUGUGGGACUUCGCGGUUUCCCGGUUGGAUUCGGCAUCAUGGGCGGGGCGGUUAUCGUUCUAGUAUUGCUUUCCGUCUUCCGUGGACAUAACAAGGAACUCAUGAUUGUUUCUUCUGUGUUGAUGACUGCAGGGUGUGGCUCUCUUGCCGUCGCCAAAGUCGAUAAUAUGGGUACGCUCUGGGGACUGCUGACGCUGGCUGGUCUGGGCAUUGGCGGGAUCGUGGUUCCUGCGUCGAUUAUCACAACCAUCAUCUGCCCAGACGACCUCAUCGCAACCGUCGCCGCCCUCACACUAGCAAUCCGCGUAAUAGGCGGGAGCAUAGGCUACUGUGUCUACUACAACGUCUUUGUAUCAAAAUUCGUCCCAAAAGCCACGCUGAACAUCACCAACGAAACCAUCAUCGGCGAAGCCAUCAAGCUCACCGCCGAUUCCCUGAUCGAUCGCAUUGCGGAUCUGCCGGGUGUCGUCGGCGUCCCUGGCGCUCAUGAGGGGAUCGUGUAUGCCGGGCAGGUUGCGUAUGCUGAGGCGUAUGUUUAUGUGUAUCUUGUCAGCAUUGCGUUCGGGUCUAUCAGCAUCAUCGCCGCUUGUUUCCUGGGUGAUAUUUCGAAGUACAUGGACGAUCAUGUGGCUGUUGUGAUGUGA
This is a messenger RNA of Zasmidium cellare ATCC 36951, 1662 nucleotides long. RefSeq lists its product as uncharacterized. The transcript has 7 exons. Gene Ontology annotation, molecular function: transmembrane transporter activity. Gene Ontology annotation, biological process: transmembrane transport. NCBI's taxonomy places the organism in Eukaryota, Fungi, Ascomycota, Dothideomycetes, Mycosphaerellales, Mycosphaerellaceae. Bases 1 to 1662 code for a protein of 553 amino acids. The record is from RefSeq and is a predicted model, not a curated record.